CCUCUCCUCCUCUUCUGACAGGCGAAGGUGGCCAUGCUGGACAACCUGAGUGAGAUCGAGGUGGCCUACAACCUCUUGAAGUCUGAGGGCGACGAGGACAAGGACGCCGACCCGAUCGACAAGCACUACCGCAAACUCAACACCAAGAUCGAGGUGGUGGACAGGAAGUCGGACGAGUUCAGCAUGAUCAAGAAAUACGUCAGCAACACCCACGCAUCCACGCACGGAUAUUAUAAGCUGGUGGUCGAGGAGGCAUUCAAGAUCGAGAGAAGCGGAGAGAAGAAGCGCUUCAAGCCGUUCAAGCAGCUCCACAACCGCAAGCUCCUCUGGCACGGCUCCAGGCUCACCAACUUCGCUGGCAUUCUGUCUCAGGGUCUAAGAAUUGCACCGCCAGAAGCGCCCGUCACUGGCUACAUGUUUGGUAAAGGUGUCUAUUUUGCCGACAUGGUGUCCAAGUCUGCAAACUACUGUUGCACCUCGCAGUCACACCCAACGGGUCUCAUCCUGCUCGCAGACGUCGCGCUUGGAAACAUGUACGAGCGCACCCACGCAGAAUACGUCGAAAAGCUACCCAAGGGGAUGCACAGUACAAAGGGCCUGGGCAGCACCUGCCCCGACCCCAGCGAGAGCAUCACCCUGGACGGGGUGGAGGUUCCGCUGGGCAAGGGCAUCCAGGCGCCCAUCGGGAACACCUCGCUCCUCUACAACGAGUUCAUUGUGUACGAUGUGGCGCAGGUCAAUGUCAAGUACCUCCUCAAGCUCAAGUUCGAUUACCAGUAUUAAGGUGCAGCUGUUGGUUCCGUUGGUUGGGCGUGAAGGGCCGGCCGGGGGUGGUUUCCUGCUGUUCUUCAUUUUUUUUCUCCUUGGUUAGCUCUGCUGUUGUUAGAGAGAGGAGCCAUUCCCUGUUUUAUUUUUUUUAUUCAUUUUUUAUAUUUUUUGUUUUGUUUUGUUUUAACAGUAUUUGUUGUAUUUGUUUGUUAAUAUUUUCCUUUUUUUUAUGUAGUAGCAAAUGGAAUGUCUGCAAAGAAAACAUUUGUAGAUUAAGUGAAUUACCAAGUUCCUCAAGAAAAGAGUAAGUGGUAAUUAAUGUCGCUGACUGAGGUAUUGGCUACAGAGGCAGAAGACGUAGGCCUAUUAAACCAGUGGGAGUUCAUGGCAGAAAGGCUUUAAAUCUGAUAGUAAAAUACAUUCCUUUUAGUUUACUUGGCUAUAAAGUUUAUCGAGUGAUUGACCUGGAAGUGGACAGCAAUGUUAGAUUUUGUCCAGUUGUGAGGUUGUAAGAUUUAUUGCUGGAUCUGUCUUGGAUUUGAUUUGAGUGAAUUGGACUUGACAGGGAAAAUAAAAUCAAAAUUUGUUUUCCGCAGCUUGGUGGAACACUCCUUGUCGUAAAAAAAAUAAAUAAAUAAAUAAAAAAUAGAUUUGCACCAGAGACACAGAACUACCAAUGUCUCUCAAAGUGUUUUUAUUUUUUUAAUUUGGUAUAAGAAGUUCAUAAUAGUCUUGCUAGAAUAUUGUAGAAAGAUGUAGUUUCACCCGUUUUAGUAAAGAUGCUCGUCUGUUUUUUGAAAUGGCUUCAGAACAAAGAGAAAGGGAAAUAUGGAGAAAUUUUUCCCUUUUGAAAUAUUUUCUCAAAGUGGAAGCAAAGUUGAUCUGUUCCUUUUUUUUUAUGUAAAUAUUUUGUUAUUUAAUAGAAGCUAUGCUGAAUGUUCUUCUUUUAGGAUGUUUUUUUGUUGAUUGUUUUUUCAGGAUAUCUGUAGAUCCUUAGUACCAAAUCUAUGAAUGAAUAUAAAAGAGAAAAUUUUGUUUGCAUAUGUUUUGAUACACAUUAACAUAUGCCUGAAAAAAUUUAUUCAUCUAUGGGUGUGUGACAAGUGUUUGCACCCCCCCCCCCCCCCUCCACCCCCAACCCACUACACGUAAACACACAUACAUACAUACACCCAGCAGACAUACACAAAUAGACUUGCACACAGAUAUAGACAAACACUCACAAGCAUUCGCAUACGCAUUCAAAUGUGUAUGUGUGCGUGUGUUCCAUAUAAAUAUUUUGUGUUAUAUUUAACAAAAGGAAGAGUAUUGUGAUAAACUUGUUGAUUUACUCUGCAUAUGUACAAGAAAAGAAAAAAAUCUUUGUAUUUGAAGUUAAUCUAAAUGGAAUGAUUGUUUUAUUAGCCUGUUUUUCCAAAUCUUUUAUGUAAGUAUGACCGUAGGUUCUAGUAAUAUAAGGUAAUCUUUGCCAUUGC
This is a messenger RNA of Penaeus indicus, 2243 nucleotides long. Its product is annotated as poly [ADP-ribose] polymerase 1-like. Gene Ontology annotation, molecular function: NAD+ poly-ADP-ribosyltransferase activity; NAD+-protein mono-ADP-ribosyltransferase activity. Gene Ontology annotation, biological process: double-strand break repair; protein poly-ADP-ribosylation. NCBI's taxonomy places the organism in Eukaryota, Metazoa, Arthropoda, Malacostraca, Decapoda, Penaeidae. The record is from RefSeq and is a predicted model, not a curated record. Bases 34 to 783 code for a protein of 249 amino acids. The transcript has 4 exons. Gene Ontology annotation, cellular component: nucleolus.